Molecule: messenger RNA, 2482 nt
Organism: Limulus polyphemus (Atlantic horseshoe crab)
Lineage: Eukaryota; Metazoa; Arthropoda; Merostomata; Xiphosura; Limulidae
Product: espin-like
Exons: 5
Coding region: 11-2482 (823 amino acids)
Biological process (GO): actin filament bundle assembly
Cellular component (GO): cytoplasm
Molecular function (GO): actin filament binding
Source: RefSeq, a predicted model, not a curated record
CAAUGCACAAAUGGAGAACAAUGUCACUCCCGUCUAUUUGGCGGCCCAAGAAGGACAUUUGGACGUUCUCAAGUAUUUGGUGACAGUCGCUGGUGGCUCACUUUCCUUGCGAGCAGUAGAUGGAAUGGCGCCAAUCCAUGCUGCUGCCCAGAUGGGAGCUUUAAAAUGUCUAAAAUGGAUGGUAGACGAACAGGGAGUGGAUCCUAACAUGAAAGACAAAGAUGGUGCAACACCAGUUCAUUUUGCUGCCAGUAGAGGGCAUGUCGAGACACUGCGUUGGCUUUUGAGGCAUGGAGGUCGAAUUUUAUUAGAUAAUUUCGGGAAAAGUCCACUGAACGACGCAGCAGAAAAUGAACAAAUGGAGUGUCUUGCUCUUUUGGUGGCACAUGCUUCUGAUCCUAGACACCAGGCGGCGAUACCAGCAUUAGCCACUCCCCCAGAAGGAAUACCUCUCCUACCUAUAAAUCGUUACUGCACCUCCUGCCGUCUACAGCCUCAUCGUGGUCCACCAUCAUCCAGCCAUAUAAGAAGGGAUUCUGAUGGUUGCUCUUGUCGAUCUACGACGUCAGAGGAAACCACCUCUUGGUCCGAUGAUUACCCAUCAGACGUCACUGGUAGCAGUCACCACUCCAUGGGAGGAGCGACGUCGCAAAGGUACGGGGACCAUCAUCCCGUAACCCCUACGAGCAGUUGGCAUUUUUACGGCUCACCCACUAAGGAGAGUCAGAAGCACCAUCAUCAUCGUCACGGACAUAACCACUGUCGCCACCAGUGUUCUCACCACAGUCACGCGACAUACGUCAACCUAAGGAAUCAAGAAAUGAACAAUGGUCAUCAGAGAAAGGCCAGCGACGAAAGUUCCCGUUGCUCUCGCAUGGAAAGUUAUAAAGAACCUUUUCCAUUAAGACCACUUGCAGCUAGCCAAGAACCUUUCUUCCUGCAUGAACCACACAUGACGCCUGACGAUCGAGUCAAAAAGUUAUUCGAAACGCCAACUGAUGAUAAACAGCAUAAAUUAAGAAUGGACACUUCGGUUUCGAAUCCCAAAUCGUCAAGUACGAUUACUACCAAAGUUGAUGUCCACCAGUCAACUUCAGAUGAUGGAAUGAGCAUGUCGGACGUUAGUGAUCCAGUUCCAGAUUACGAUGACCCCGUGCCUCGUUCACAAAGUACUGACGGACAAAGAGCACGUCAUGGUUCUCUUGAUAAACCAACUACGUCGGAAGCACAAUCAUUAACAUCUUCCGAAGCUUGCAGUACUAGCACUGACGAGGGGAUCUACCACGAGGUUGAAGAGGAAGGUCCAGAAGAAAAUGGUAUUCCCCCCGCUUCCCUGCCAGAACAAAGCGAAACAAAUAACACGGCGAAGUCUUUUGAAGUGAAUUCUGUAAGACGAAAAAAUUCUGAAAAUGGAUCACCGCUCGCGCCUCCAAUGUCGGAAAAAGAAAAUAAUGAGGAAUCUGCUGGUGGUGUUUCCGACAAAGGAUUGACUUUAUUAAAGGAGGAUCUGCAAUCAAGCAUAUCUGAAGAAGAAAGAAAAAAAGUUGAUAAUUCGCAGGAACAAAUCGAAGCAAGACCAGAAGAAGUAAAAAGUGUUUCAGUUAAUCAGCGAAAUGGAAACGACUCACUUACUAGAAAGGAUUCCAUGGAAGAUGCAACAAAGAUGCUUUCCAUACCAGCUCUUCCCGCUUCUUCUGCUCCACCACCACCACCACCACCACCACCUCCCCCACCCUUUCUUUCACCUCUUUUGGGAGUCAACCAAAAGAGGGAAGAAACUCCAAACAGUCAAAUCAACUCCCCGGAAAAAUUGAUUAGACCCAAAUCAAAUUUUAUUCCCGAUAAUGAACCGAUCGCGAGUUUUAAGGGUCCAAAGUCAGCGCUUUCUAAGAGAGAAGAAGUCAACAUUAGUAAGGACAGCACGCAUCCUUCUGCAUUGGCAGAAACAGGAAGCCAGAAACAAAAACCUUCUCAAAACGGACAAUCUGGGUUCAUCCCGCCACAGUUUGAAUCAAUGGCAAGUUCCGAUACUAACAUAAAGCCUUCAGAGUAUCUGAAGAAACUGGCGCAGAAAGAGACUCCAUCUUUUCCCGUUUCCAAACUAGGUCAAGUUUCUAAAGAUGUUAUUAUUGGAACCGACAAGAAUGCCACCAGAAAGGAAGCGGAGAGUAAAUUGUUGACCAUUAGUAAUUAUUCAACUUCAUUACAGCAACAAAAAACUGAUUUCACUUCAGUAAACAGUCCACAAAAAUCUGAGUCAAAGGAUGUAUUUAAAAACUCAGAGAAUAGUGACGCUUUAGUCAAUGAAAUAACUCCUAUCAUAAGCAGUGAGACAAAAUCCAGUGAAACGACGCCAAAAGCACCUCCACCACCUAGCGGACCACUUCCCACACCUCUCUCUCGACCAAACUUCAGUGUUACUAAGGAAGCCCUUCAGUCUGUUAAUUUGAAGAAGGCUGAAAUAUCAACAAGUACUGGUUAG